GCCCGAGCCAAGCGGCCCUGCCGAGCGAGGGUCGCAGUGCGGCCGCUGCCGCCCUCGCGCGCAGCGCCCUCUGCAGGGCGGGCCGAGGCCUUGCCGCGCAGACCGUGUCCCCCUGCCCUUCUCGCCCCUCGGGCGCCAGCUGUGCGCCGGCUGGGGGGCGCGGGGGGGCGUCGCCGAGCCGCGCUCGGGGCAUCCCGCCAUGCCGCCGAGGAAACCGAAGGUUACGCGGGCCCCGCCAGAGGGACCCCAUCAGCACGCAGAUGAUGAUGAGGCCGCUGCCCAAUGGGGUCCCGGCGGCCUCGUCGGCGACGUGGAGAAGACGUGCCCGGAGGUGGGCAUGGACCUGCAGGACACGUGUCCAGAGCUGGCCGACCAGAAUCAGGCCGCCACAUCGCCAGACCGCACCUGCUCGGACUGCGGGUCCUCGCUGCUCGAGGGGGGCGCUGGCGGCGACGCGGCCUCGUCGGUUAUGCUUGAAGACGACCGGAGGCGUCGGCCGCCGC
Prorocentrum cordatum is the source of this 503-nucleotide messenger RNA. Lineage: Eukaryota; Dinophyceae; Prorocentrales; Prorocentraceae. The record is from the annotation of a GenBank genome assembly.